This is a messenger RNA of Fusarium coffeatum, 612 nucleotides long. RefSeq lists its product as uncharacterized. NCBI's taxonomy places the organism in Eukaryota, Fungi, Ascomycota, Sordariomycetes, Hypocreales, Nectriaceae. The transcript is spliced from 3 exons. Bases 1 to 612 code for a protein of 203 amino acids. Gene Ontology annotation, cellular component: membrane; cytoplasm. The record is from RefSeq and is a predicted model, not a curated record.
AUGCCUUCUCCAAUUGUUACCGCUACAAUCCAGGCAGCUGGCCUGUCAACAGCUUCUAACAUCCUUGCUCAAAUCAUUGAAGCUCGUCAACAGAAUCGUCCUGUGACUUUCGACAUCAUCCAGCUCCUACGGUUCAUUACUCUAACAGUAAUGACCGCGCCUCCCAACUACCACUGGCAAGCCUAUCUGGAAAAGACAUUCCCGGCUUAUCCGGCACCUAAGGGCCCUAACCUAGGUCGUCUCAACGACCUGGAAAUGCAACCUUCUCAAGACGCAGAAGUCAAAGUCGGGCAGCCCCAGAAGAAAGACCCGAAAUUCAGCAUGAAAAACACCCUGACGAAGUGGUUCGUUGAUUGUAUUACUGCCGGUGCUAUCAUGAACACGAUUGCGUUUUUGGUUAUUAUGGGAUUGUUGAAGGGACAGGGCGGUACUCAGAUUGUGAACAAUAUCAAGACGGAAACGAUUCCUAUUAUUGUUGCGGGUUACAAGAUUUGGCCUAUUGCGAGUAUUAUUAGUUUCAGCUUUAUUCCUGUUCAGCGACGGAUUGUGUUUUUGAGCUUCAUUGGGCUUCUUUGGGGUAUUUAUAUGAGUCUGGUUGCUUCAAGAGUCUAA